Messenger RNA from Chaetura pelagica (chimney swift), 1080 nucleotides. Its product is annotated as tripartite motif-containing protein 15-like. Gene Ontology annotation, molecular function: protein binding. The record is from RefSeq and is a predicted model, not a curated record. Lineage: Eukaryota; Metazoa; Chordata; Aves; Apodiformes; Apodidae. The annotation marks the transcript as partial. The transcript is spliced from 6 exons.
GAAAGAAUCGAAACCUCCCUCCGCGUUUCCAAGGAGGAACGAGAGAAGUUCCUGGAAAGGUGGAAAUCCCAAGGUUGGAAGAGCAACCACCUGGAGAAAAUCAGGAGGGAAGGGAGGAAAAUUGUGGGUGAAUUCCAGAGUUUCCAGCAGUUUUUGAAGGAGCAGGAGCAUCUUCUCCUCACCCAACUGGCAGAUCUGGACGGGGCCAUCACCAAGGUCCAGGAGGAAGCAGUGGCCAAGGUCUUGGAGGAGGUGGCCCAGCUGGAGACCUUCCUGUGGGAGAUGGAGGGGAAAUUCCAGCUGCCAGCCCGGGGGUUCCUGCAGGACAUCAGAAAAUACCUGGACAGCUGUGAGGAGAUGAAGUUCAAACCCCCCCAGGAAAUUUCCCACCCCCUGGAGAAGCAACUGGAGGAUUUGCUCCAGAAGAACCACCUGGUGAGAGGAACCCUGAGGAGGUGUCAGGACACCCUGAUAUUGAAGCUGCAGAAACCAACCAAGGUGACCUUGGAUCCCACCACCGCCCACCCCAACCUCCACCUCUCCCAGGACCUCCAAGAAGCCCGAGGCCAAUUGACCCCCCAGGUUUUGGGGGACAACCCGACCCGUUUCGACUACGAACCUUGUGUCCUGGGUCUCCAGGGCUUCUCCAAGGGGAGACACUUCUGGGAGGUGGACGUUGGCCAAGGAGGAGGGGUCUGGUCCUUGGGGGUGGCCCGGGGGUCCAUCAAGAGGAAAGGACCCCUCAGCUUCACCCCAAAAGAAGGGGUCUGGGCUUUGGGGUCCUACCACAACCUCAGCCCACCCAAAGCCAACCAAGGUCUCCAACCCCUUCCCAGGAGGAUCCAGGUCUUCUUGGACUACGAGGGGGGUCGUGUGUCCUUCUACAGCCCUGGGGGAGAUGAUCCCAUCUUGGUUUUCCCCCAGGCCACGUUCCACGGGGAGAAGAUCUUCCCCUGGUUCAAGGUGGGGUUGGGGCCUCGUCUGCGAGAGGUCACGCAGGGGUCAAGGUCAAGGGAAGGGCAGGGGGUGUCCCCUCUGGAUUGGGUGGGGUUCAGGGGGCCCCUGAGGAUCUGCCCUUGA